Messenger RNA from Saccostrea echinata, 2306 nucleotides. RefSeq names its product eEF1A lysine and N-terminal methyltransferase-like. Lineage: Eukaryota; Metazoa; Mollusca; Bivalvia; Ostreida; Ostreidae. The record is from RefSeq and is a predicted model, not a curated record. The coding region runs from base 198 to 2267 and encodes 689 amino acids. The transcript has 14 exons. Gene Ontology annotation, molecular function: S-adenosylmethionine-dependent methyltransferase activity.
AACGACUAAAUUGUAGGUUGUCACGUAGUGAUCUUUUUUUAAAAAAAAGAUUUAGAAUUACAUUUAAAAAAAAAUAACCCUCACAACACAAACGCCAUUCUUCAAGUGCUACAACGUACUACAAGAGGUUGAACGGUUGGGAUCAGUUUUGGAUUUGCAUUAUUUUGGAUGACUAUGUAAAUGUUGAAUGACAAGACAUGAAUCUGCUUCCUCAAAAUUAUAAAGACUUCCACUCAGCUGAAUACUGGGAAAACUUUUUCAAAAAGCGAGGAACAAAGGCAUUUGAGUGGUAUGGAGAAUAUCCAGAACUUUGUGGAGUUCUUCAUAAGUACGUAAAGACGUCAGAUAAGAUCCUGGUAAUCGGUUGUGGUAACUCAGUCCUGAGUGAGAAUCUCUAUGAUGUUGGUCAUCAUGACAUCACAAACAUUGAUAUCAGUGAUGUGGUAGUGCGACAGAUGACAGACAGAAACAAGGGGCAGAGACCAUACAUGAAGUACAUCAAAAUGGAUGCACUCAGUAUGGAAUUUGAAGAUUCCUCAUUUAGUGUUGUCUUGGACAAGGGGACGUUAGAUGCCUUAAUGGUUGAUGAUUCUGAUGCUGUGAAUAAAGACAUCGAUAAAAUGUUCAGUGAAAUCGGAAGAGUACUAAAGCUUGGUGGUCGAUACAUUUGCAUUUCUUUAAUGCAAGACCAUAUAUUGAAUAAAACUCUACAGUAUUUUCCUGAUGUGGGAUGGCCAGUGAGGAUUCACAAGAUAGAAACAGAGAAUUCUGAAAACACUGACAAAGAUUUCACACUGCCAGUGUUUGCUGUUGUGCUCACCAAAUUCAAGAAAUUACCAAACAUGAAACCAAUACUUGAAAUAAGCAGCUCCGAGGAUAAAAUCAGUCGAUAUAACUCGGUAGAUGAAGUGAAGACCCUGAUCAAAGAGGUCCAGUAUUACGCCAUGAUAAGACAGAAACUCAGUAAGAGGAACUUAUAUGGUGAACAAGUUUCCUUGACGCUUUUCACAUCCUCAUCAUCAGAACCUAGAUACACCCUCCAUAUUGUUGAUGUUCCAGAGACAGGCCUCAGGAAGUUUGCCAUAUUCAUUGUUCCUCAGGGGAGAGAAACUGACUGGCUGUUUGGUUCUGAGGAAGGGAGGAACCACUUGGCUAAGAACGCUGGUUUUGAGCGGCUAGUGGUGGUCUCCUUGAGUAGGCACCACUCGUACUCUGAUAUGGAUAGUGUUAAGCAUGAGCUGUCUUCUAAAGUUAUGGAGCUGGCACCACCAGGAUUCAAAGAAGGAGUACAGAUACCCUUCCUGUCCCUGGGGGAUGACAUUGGAAGCCGGACGGUGGUGUGUGAGGGUCACAGUCAGCUGAGUGGGGACUAUAUUGUGGAGGAUGUGGUAGCAGACGGGGGUCAGAUUUUUAGGCGACUCAUCUUCACUUCUUGUCCAAACGUUAUUCAAUCUGAGGCCAGAAUAAAGCAAGAGCCAAAAAAGAAGGGUAAGGGAAAGAAGAAGCCUGUCAUAGAUCACAGUUACCUAGCCAGCCAAUAUUAUGUUGCUAUGGUUACAGGAUUAGGAUUUCUCAAGUCUGUAAUAAAUAAAGAUGAGAAGUUAACCUGCAUGUUGAUUGGUCUUGGAGGAGGGGGGUUGCCAAACUUUCUACAUCAGCAUAUAUCUCAGAUUGAGAUAGAUAGUGUGGAUAUAGACCCAGACAUUGUAGAGGUGGCCAGGGAAUGGUUUGGAUUUCAAGAAGAUCAGAGACAGAGGGUUCAUGUUGCUGAUGGAAUAAAAUUUGUACAAGAUGCAGUGAGAGAGGGACAGAAGAAAGAUCUUGUAAUCCUAGAUGUGGAUAGUAAAGAUAGAACAGUUGGAAUGAGUUGUCCUCCCCUGCCUUUUGUAGCCACAUCCUUCCUUUCUACAGUCAGAGAUUUGUUAAAAGAUUCUGGUCUACUGAUGAUAAAUGUGGUCUGUAGAGAUGACAAACUGAAAAGUCAGGUUCUCAACGACAUUAUGGAAGUAUUCCCCUGUGUGUAUACUAAAGACUUCUCAGAUGAUGUGAACACUGUUUUGUAUGCCUUACCCUCCCAGCCUGUCCUACCUGACCCCACAGAGAAACCUGACACUGGGGGCAAGAGGAAAGGGGGUUCAGUGGACCCAUUAAUCAAGGCUGUUAGUGCCAAUGUGACAAUGUUACAAAAGUCUAUAACAGACUCCAACAGCAAAGUGGAUAUUGACCUUGUAGAAAUGUUGGAUGGGUUGACACUGACAAGCAGGUGAACACUUUUAUUUUGGAGAAAAUACAGAUUUUAUAUUAGA